This is a messenger RNA of Manis javanica (Malayan pangolin), 7654 nucleotides long. The record is from RefSeq and is a predicted model, not a curated record. Lineage: Eukaryota; Metazoa; Chordata; Mammalia; Pholidota; Manidae.
UGCACAUUAAGGUCUUCUGUAGAGAGAAAGUACUACCCACAUGUUUCCUGAUCACAGUCAGGACGUAUCUUCACUGUGAGUUUCUAUAGGUCGCAUUUACUUCCCUGAAUCUGAAGUAAUUUAAAGAGAGGUUUGUCUCACCUUUAGUUAGGAAUAUGUGUUUUCCAUGAAAGAGUAGUGGAUUUCUCAUGCCAGUAUUUAAUUGACUGGCAGAUAUUCAUUGAAUGACUACCUUAUGUCAGUUACUGUGUUUGGUGCUGGGAUAAAGUAGUGAAUGAGACAGAUGAAGAGCUGGUGUGGGAGACAGACACAUAAGCCAAUAAAUACUAACUUUCAUUACAGAUUGUAAAAAGUGCUAUGAAGGAAAUAAGCAGAAGGAGGAGAGACCUAAUUAGAUGAUACCAUGUUACAUGCAAUGGGAGGGGCCUUCUGAAAAGGAGGUGUUUGAGCUGAGACCUGAAGGAUGAUGAGACAGUACUGUGAAGAGCUGCAGAAAGAGCAUUCCAGGAACAGGCAAUGAUAUUACAAAGACGGAGAGCUGGGAAAGGGCUUUGGGUGUUUAAGGAACAGAAAGUAGGCCAGUGUACUUGGGCUGAGGCCAGUGAGGGAAAAGUAUGGUGAAGAUGUAGAGGUGGCUAGCAGCCACUCAUGUUGCAUCUUGUGGAUAGGGCAUUUGGGGUUUAUUUGGAAAGCCAUGGGAGAAUUUUAAAACAGAACAGUAAAAUGAUGGGUUAAGUUUAGAGAAUGGAUUAUGGAUGGGCAAGAGUGAAACUGGGGAGAUUCAUUAGAAUGUGUAUAUCACAGUCCAGGUGAGAAAUGAUGGUGACUUGGGGUAGGGUGGUGUCAGGAGAGGUGGAGAGAUGUGGAUGAAUUUGAAGUGUAUUUUGUAGAACUCAGAGGUCAAUCAGAUGUGGAAGUGCAGGGAAAGAGGCAAUGAAGGGUGGUGUCCAGGUUUUUUCAGUUGGGUGGAUGACAGUACAAUUUAUUCAGAGGAGGAAACCGAGAUAUGAAGAGGUAUUGGGACAAGUCAAGGGUUUUAGAUACAUUAAUUAUGAAAUGUAAAGGGAGAAAUUGGGACUGGGGAUGUACUUUGAGAAGUGGGAGAGCAUGUAGAUGGUAUCUUGGGUCUUGAGAAUGGAUUCAGAGUCAAGAGAGAGUCUGGAUGGAAGAGAAGGCUUCAGCAUGUGGAGGUGGGGUGCAGGAGAAAUCACAAAAGUGGAGGCAGAUAGUCAUGUCUAACGCUGUCGAGAGUGCUACAGAUUUAGAGAGUGGCCCGAGAAGUACAUUAAUGACCUUGAGCACUUCACAGGAGUGAUGGAGGCACAAGCCCAUUAGAGUGUGUGGAAGAUGAAAGAGAGAUGAAUCAGGGAAACUUUUCUUGUAAAAGGGAGCUGAGCAAUGGAAUGGUGAUCAGAGGGAACAUGGGGCCAAAAAAGGGUUAACGGGGUUUUUCUGUAGUGUCCGGAAUAACCCAGCAGACAGGAGGAAUUGAUGCCUGCCCCAGGAGAGGGCAUGUAACACAGUCUGUAAGUGGCUGGCUGAGGACAGCAUCCAGAGCACAUGAGAGGACUUAACUUUGACAGGUGCAGAAUCAUUCUUUGUGGCAGGAGGAAAGGCAGAUGCUUUCAGAGGCAGCUGUUUGGUGGUUGGAAGGUUUUGGUGUGUCUGUCUCUUGGCUUCUCAGUGAAGCAUAAAGGGAGGUCAUCAGGUGAAGGAAGAGGUCUGUGGGGGAGAGAGCAGAAGGUGUGACCGAUUGGACCUGGGGAGUUAAAAACCAAAACCACCAAGGAAUGUGGUAGUAUUGCUACCCUCUUCUGCAUCCCUGCAAAAUCUGUUGCCGCCCAUUUAAAGUAAGACCAGUUAGUAUGGCUGUGCAUCUUUCCCUAGAAAGUGAAAUGACUAUGGUUUCUAUGUUUGUAAAAUGAGGAUAAUAAUAAUAAUAGUGCCCAAUCUCAUAGAGUUGCUGUGAGAAUUUAAGGAAUUAAUGUAAAGUGUUUAAAACAGCACCUGGCAUGUAAUUAGUGUUCAAUAAACACCAGCAGUCGUUGUAUUAGUUAGUGUAAGCAUGGAAUGGAGGAUAACCAGGUUGGUGGGGAUUGCCAGGAGAGAAAGACAAGGGUGUCUUGAGAGUGUCCACAGGAGUAUGCGUGUAAUGGCUGACUAGCAGUAAAGUGGGUAAGGAAAUGGGUUGUAAAUGUGUUUUUGAUGAAGCUGAAGAGUCAUUGUAGAAAUAACAGAGCAAAGGAACUGGAUGGGUCAGAGAUGGUAGAGAAUGUGGUGAUGACAAGGCCUAGAACUCAAGUAUGGGAGUAGGUAGCUGACAGAGUGAAGGCCGUGGCUGUGUGUGCCGAGGAAGCCAAAGAAUGGGAGAGGCCAGGGGGUUGGACAGAUUCUUUCAUUCUUUGAGUUGUUAAAUCAGCAAAUUUUUUGUCGAGUAUGUUCCAUGUGCCAGGCCCUGUUUUAGGUGCUAGGGAUCAAUCAAUAAACAGGUUCCUGUCCUCAUGAAGCUUAUAUUCUAGUGUGUGAAACAGGCAAUAAAGAAAUAAAGUAAAGUUUAUAUCUGACAAAUGCCAUGGAGAAAAAUAAAACAAGAAGGAGGAUGGGGGGAAUGAGCUGCAAUUUUAAAAAGGAUUUAGGGGAAGACAUCACUGUUAAGGUCACAUUUGAGCAGACACCUGAAAGUCAGAAGGGAGUGAACCAAGCUGAUAUUUUGGAGAAGAACAUCCUGGGCAGAGGUGAAAGUCCUACUGGAAGUGAAAGUCCACCAAGAAUGACAGGAGUAUCUGUGGGGAGUGUCAGUGAACCAGGACAGAAGGUCUUGAUAACUAAGGGACAGCAGGUGGGGAGCUAGUUUGAUGGCAAGAACUGCAGAGAAGCUAGGGUUUGGGGAAGUCAGAAGAUUUGGAAAUGGCAGCGGGGAGCACGGCUGACAUUCACCUACCUUCUGUCCCUGAGGUGUGUAGUGGGGAGGGAAGUGCAAGUUAAAGAAAGUCUGAAUGGCUUCCUUAAAGAAGAAGGGUGCUCACGUCUGUUGAUGGUCCUGAACGCUUACCUAACAUGCAGCUCUUGUAAGGUUGGAGGCUGCAGACCUUUGAGUUCUCCGUGCAAGAUUCAAGGCGCUCCAGGCCCUGGUUCCUGGAACAGAAACUGGUGUCUCAGGGCCAGGUGGUCGUGGUGCAGCCAUCCAGAAAGAGUUUGGAGCAGGGAUAGUUAGAAGAGCCUCUGGAAAUGUGGGAGGUUGAGAAUUUAUUGCACAUACUUGUUUAAGAGAAAUGGAUUGUUAAGAAGGGAAAAAGACAUCAUUACCCACUUCUCUACCAAAUUCAGCCCUUUAAAUUUUUCUGCAUUCUAAAUUUUUGUACUUCUAAGCUCUGUACAAGUACUGAAACUUUUUAUGUGGUUGUAAUUUUAUAGUAGAUGGUUUGUAUACUGCUUUUUUCUUUUUAGCAAUCAUAAUCCUAAAUGUUUGUCAUGGUGCUUCAGUCUUAACAGUUAGUAUGUUUAAUGGUGUAUGAUAUUGCACUGAGUCCUUAUGACAGAUAAUUUUCUUACCUUUUCUCCUAUUUUGGACAUUUGGGUUGUUCCCAGGAUUUUUAUAUCAUGAAUUAUUCAGUGAAUAUCUCCAUGUGUAUUGAUGGAGAUUCUUUUCAUAAGUGAAGUUUUAUGAGUAAGAAAUACCCUAGGUCAGACAGAAUCAAUAUAUUCUUAAAAUUUUUGUGAUUCAGAUAGUCAAUUUGUUUUCAAAAGUUCUUGUGCCUUUUUUUUUUUUUUUGCUGUUGGUAAUGUAAGUGACCCAGUUCUCACUUGUUACUUGUUGGUAAUAUAAGUAUCACAGCCUCACUUGUUAGAUAUUUUCAUUUUUAAUGUCUGUAAGUUUAGCAUUUGGAAAUGGAUAAAGUUUAUAUAGAUGAGAAAAUUAGGGGAGGACAUUUUUGGGUAUUGCCGAAUACCUGUGUAGUUCUUCCCAUCUGAGCUCAUCAAUUCCUCCCCUUCCUUCCCUCCAUUUUCACAGAGCUUGCCCGGACUCCUAUUCCUAACUCGCGCUACCCCAGUACUCGCCCUGCCCUGUGGCUCAUGCCUGAGGCCUUCACUUCCCUCCAGCCCUCUCCGGGCUCCCCUGUGCGUCCUCUGCCCUGCCUAUCUCAGGCUGGGGCGGGGGCAGGGUAUCUUCAUUCCCAAAUGCUAUAUCUGGAUAAUUGCUUUUUUUCUUUGUAGAAACUUUUCCUUUGAAGGUUAUGCUGAUUCUCCCUCACUCACUGAAGUCAUCAGCACCUCAUAGUCCUCCUGUGCACCCCGACUCCUUCCACCACUGUGGUUACCUUGGGUAUCCAAACCAGACACUGGGGUCUCAUCCUCCAAUCUUCAUUUUCCCCAGCCCUCUGCCCUCCAGUAUCCAAUUAAUCACCAAAUCCUAUCAAAUCCACCUAAUCAUUCUAACCCAUCCGCUUCUCUCUACUCCACUACCCUGGCUUUAAUUGAUGGUCCUGUUAUUUUGUGCCUUAUAUUACUGGAAUAGUCUCCUGUCUCCAUUUGCUCAGUAAAACAUUGACUGCUGAUUAUACACUACGUGUUGGGGAAGCUGUGGCGGGCAAGACAGACAAAAUUCCUUCCUUUUCAGAUAGUGAUGGUGCAGAAUGGGGAGCACUGAGGGCUGCGGGAACAUGGCAGGGCCCCUUGCUCAGCUCAGGGGAUUGGGGAAGGCUUCCCAGGGUAAGAACAGCUAAGAGACCUGAAGGAGGAUUAGGAUUCCACCAGGAGGAGGUGGAGGAGGCUCUUCCAGCCUUGGGCCCUUGUAUGCCGGAAAGCCUACAGGUUGAGAGUUUGGUGAGUCGGCCCCUUCUGUGAACUGAGAGUCAAAACAGUGGGAUGUAAAGUUCUUAAAAGCAGUGAGUACAGACUGAUGAGCCAUGAGAAGUGGGUAGGGGUAGGCACCUGGUAAGGGAAGGCUUAGUCAGGAGAUCGGGUUUUAUACUGAGGGUUAUGUGGAGUCACUGAAAUGUUUUAAGCAGGAGAGUGUACACAGCCAACAGCGUACAGGCUCAGCUGAGCCUUGAUGUGGCUGCAGUGUGGAGAACGGAUGCACAGGCUGGGGUGUGGGGGUACACGGAGACCUGGGACACAUGUAGAGUGUUGUAGAAAUGCUAGCAAGAGGGCAGUGGCUUUGCUUGGGAACAAAGCGGAGUGGACAGGUUCAAGAGAACCCUAGGAGGGGAAUUGGCAAAAUUGGGUGUUGGGUUGGUUGGAUCACAAGUGGAAAGGGAGUGAAGAGUACUCGCAGUCAGAUUUCAGGCCAGGAAAUGGUAUCUGACGCCCAGAGCGAACAGCAGGUUUAAAGGUGGCAAACGCUGGGUUCAUUAUGGACAGGUUGAGUUUGAGAGGUGCCUGUGGGAUGAUCAAGUGGAGUUUCCCACCAGGCAGCCUGGUAAAUGGGUUCAGAGUGGAAAGUGGAAACUGAAGUCAUGGCUGGAUGACAUCACCUCAGGGCCAGCAAGCAACUGACAAAGGACUGGUGUUGAGACCGUUUAAAGAUUUCCUUCACAUCAGUAAGAAAAAGAACAACCUAAUAGGAAAAUGAGCAAAAAUUAUGAAAAGGUGCACCUAAAUGGCUAAUAAACAUAGAUAAAUGUCUACCCACAGUGGUAAUGAGGGAAAUGCAAAUUUAUACCAUAAUGAAAUGCCAUUUCACAGCUUUAAAAUUGAAAAAAAUUUAGCAGUCCAGCAGUAAUAAGAGGAUGCAGAACAACAAGCACUCUUUUAUGGGAGUGUGAAUUGGGAUGAGUGCUUUGGAAAAAACAUGACAUUAUCUAGCAGAGUUGGCGAAGUGCAUACCAUGGAGCCCAGUAAUUUCCCUCUUUAGCAGAAACUGCAGAGAAGUCCUCCCGCAUGUGUACCAGAACGGUAAAAGCAACUCUAGCCAAAAAAUGGAAAACAUCAGUGGCUGUCAGUGGAGAAGGGCAGAUGGGUGGAGUCCUGCACAGCAGUGAAGAUGCAUGGAUUAGAGCUAAAUAUGGCACCGUGGUUAAAUCUCACGAUCACAAAGGGAUGAGUGUAGUGUGACACCAUUAAUACUAAGUUGAAAGGCAUACAAGACAUGGUAUACAUUGUUUUUUUCUCUGUAUGGAUAUAUUCCUGAAGAAGUGAAUGAGAAUGAUAAAUUCAGGAUAGUGUUUACCUCUUAGGGGGGUUUCACUAGGAAGAGGUUUUAAAUGUUUUGAAUAUUUUAUUUCUUAAGCUGGGUGGAGGAGUCAGGGUGUUGUUUUUUUUUUUAAUAGUUCUUUAUAUGUUUGAGUUGUUGAAUAAACUUUUUAAAGGAUCAGAUGGCACCUAGUUGGUGCUCAGUAAAUAUUCAUAUCAUUAGUUGCUUCUUUGUCUCUAGGUUGGGAUAUUGUUUGUUCCUGAGUGUUUAAAAAGCAAAAGGAUAAAGCUCUGUGGCCAAAUCUGAUACUAAAGUCUGAGCUGACCCUUGAACAUUGGGAUCAAGAUUCUCUUCUUCCUAUUAACCUCAUCUGCCUUCUGCCUGAUUAAAUGCCGACAGUCUCCCUCUGGCUUAAAACUGCUAGAGGUGCAAGUCAGCUUCCAUUUCCUGCUGGUGAUCCAGGCAUUCCCACAUCUCUGUCCAGGCCCCUGUCCUGCGAAUGGUGGAAGGUGAUACCAUCUAUGAUUACUGCUGGUAUUCUCUGAUGUCUUCAACCCAGCCAGAUACCUCCUAUGUGGCCAGCAGCAGCCGGGAGAACCCAAUUCACAUCUGGGAUGCAUUCACUGGAGAACUCCGGGCUUCCUUUCGUGCCUACAACCACCUGGAUGAGCUGACAGCAGCCCACUCGCUCUGCUUCUCCCCGGAUGGUUCCCAGCUCUUCUGUGGCUUUAAUCGGACUGUGCGUGUGUUUUCCACGGCCAGGCCUGGUCGUGACUGUGAAGUCCGAGCCACAUUUGCAAAAAAGCAGGGCCAGAGUGGCAUCAUCUCUUGCAUAGCCUUCAGCCCAGUCCAGCCCCUCUAUGCCUGUGGCUCUUAUAGCCGUUCCCUGGGUCUGUAUGCCUGGGAUGAUGGCUCUCCUCUUGCCUUGCUGGGAGGGCACCAAGGAGGUAUCACCCAUCUCUGCUUUCACCCUGAUGGCAACCGCUUCUUCUCAGGAGCCCGCAAGGAUGCUGAGCUUUUGUGCUGGGAUCUCCGGCAGCCUGCUCACCCAUUGUGGUCUCUGAGUCGCGAGGUGAUCACCAAUCAGCGUGUCUACUUCGAUCUGGACCCGACCGGGCAAUUCCUAGUUAGUGGCAGCACUGGUGGAGCUGUCUCUGUGUGGGACACCAGCGGGGCUGGGCGUGAGGAGAAGCCGGAGCCAGUGCUGAGUUUUCUGCCCCAGAAGGACUGCACCAAUGGAGUCAGCCUGCACCCUAGCUUGCCUCUGCUGGCCACAGCCUCUGGGCAGCGUGUGUUUCCAGAACCCACGGAGAGCGGGGAUGAGGCGGAGCAGGAGGUGGAACUUCCUUUGCUCUCUUUGCGCCAUGUCCACCUUGAAUGUCAGCUUCAGCUCUGGUGGUGUGGGGGGCAUCCAGAUACCAGUGUCCCUGAUGCUCACCAGGGCAAGAAGGGACAGGGAGGGACAGAGGUAGGUGGGGAAGAGUUUAUAUAAAAAGGUUUUAUAUACUAAAGUCUUUG